AUGCUGUCUAUUCUACGGAAAGCACGUCUGAAGGACAAGGAGAUGCGUGUCUUGAUGUUAGGUCUUGACAAUGCAGGAAAGACUACCAUCGUGAAACGGGUCAUGAAUGAGGAUGUCAAUACUGUCAGUCCUACGUUGGGAUUCAAUAUCAAGACGAUCGAUUUCCAAGGCUACAAAUUGAACAUAUGGGAUGUCGGAGGCCAGAAGACCAUCCGUACAUAUUGGAGAAACUACUUUGAGAAGACCGACGCUCUCAUUUGGGUAGUCGAUGCUACCGACCGCCUGAGAAUCGAAGACUGCAGACUUGAACUGCAGGGCUUGCUCCUGGAAGAGAGGCUUUCUGGUGCAAGCUUGUUAGUGUUUCUCAACAAAACCGACGUACCUGGCUGCAUGAGCGAAGAGGAAGUCACGAGAUCUCUCGCUUUGGCCAGGAUCAUAACACACAGGUGGGUUGUUAUCCCGUGUAGCGCAAUGACUGGCAAGAAUCUGGACAAGGGCCUGGAUUGGGUUGUUCAAGAUGCAAGGGACCGAUUGUUCUUGUAUUGA
This is a messenger RNA of Exophiala bonariae, 546 nucleotides long. RefSeq lists its product as uncharacterized. The transcript is spliced from 4 exons. NCBI's taxonomy places the organism in Eukaryota, Fungi, Ascomycota, Eurotiomycetes, Chaetothyriales, Herpotrichiellaceae. The record is from RefSeq and is a predicted model, not a curated record. Gene Ontology annotation, cellular component: microtubule cytoskeleton; cytoplasm. Gene Ontology annotation, biological process: protein folding. Bases 1 to 546 code for a protein of 181 amino acids. Gene Ontology annotation, molecular function: GTP binding; GTPase activity.